UAGACAGACAUGGCUUCCUCCAGCAGUCUCCUGUCUGAAGAUCAGUUCCUGUGUUCUGUCUGUCUGGAUGUGUUCACUGACCCUGUCUCCACUCCAUGUGGUCACAACUUCUGCAUAACCUGUCUCAAUAAACACUGGGACAGCAGUGAACACUGCCUGUGUCCACUCUGUAAGGAGCAGUUUAAUAUAAGACCUGAGCUUCGUGUUAACACUUUCAUAUCUGGACUGGCGGCUAAGUUCAGGAAAACAGUUCAGCUGAAAGUUAGUGGCGCUAAAGAAGAACUUGCUAUCAAACCUGGAGAAAUGUCCUGUGAUGUCUGUACUGGUCAGAAACUGAAAGUUGUAAAGUCCUGUCUGGACUGUGGGUUGAGUUACUGUGAAACUCACAUGGAGCCUCAUAAAACUGAAGCAAAACUGAAAAAACACAAACUGAUAAAUCCUGUGAAGAACCUGGAGGACUAUAUAUGCCAGAAACAUGACAGACCCCUGGAGCUGUUCUGUAGAGAUGACCAGACAUGUGUGUGUCAGUUCUGUAUUGAGGGAGACCACAAGACUCACAACACUGUUCCUCUAGAGGAGGAGACUGAGCAGAGGAAGUCUCAGGUGGGGAAAACACAGACAGAAGUGCAGCAGAUGAUCCAGGACAAACUGAAGAAGAUUAAAGACAUCAGACACUCAGUACAGAUCAGCAAAACAAACACAGAGCAACAGCUAGCAGACAGUGUGGAGGUGUUCAGUUCUCUGAUUGGCUGUAUUGAGAGAAGUCGGGCUGAGCUGAUUGAGCUGAUGGAGGAGAAACAGAAAGCAGCAGAGAGGCAGGCUGAAGGUCUCAUUAAAGAGCUGGAGCAGGAGAUCACUGAGUUGAAGAGGAGAGACACUGAGCUGGAGCAGCUCUCCCACUCUGAAGAUCACCUCCACCUCCUACAGCUGGAGAAAAAAUUCCAUGAGGAAGUCGGGAGAGAGUGUGAGAAAGAGAUUGAGAGCAGAAGGAGACUACAUGCAGUGGAUGUGACUCUGGAUCCUGAUACAGCCCAUCCCUGUCUCAUCCUGUCUGAUGAUGGAAAACAAGUGACAUGUGGAGAUCAGGAACAGAAUCUCCCUGACAACCCAGAGAGGUUUGAUUAUUCUGUGAAUGUCCUGGGAAAGGAGGGGUUCUCCUCAGGGAGAUUUUACUAUGAGGUGGAGGUCAGGGGGAAGACUAAGUGGACUUUAGGAGUGGUCAGAGAGUCCAUUAAGAGGAAGGGACAGAUUAAAGGGGGCCCUGAGAAUGGACACUGGUGUAUAUGUCUGAGGAAUGGGGAUGAGUAUAAGGCUCUAGACUCUUCCCGUGUCCUCCUCCCUCUGAGACAGAAGCCCCAGAGGGUGGGGGUGUUUGUGGAUUAUGAGGAGGGUCUGGUCUCCUUUUAUGAAAUGAAGGCCAGUUCUCAUAUCUACUCUUUCACUGGUCAGUCUUUCACUGACAAACUCUAUCCAAUUUUCUGCCCUUGGCUUACUGAUGGAGGUGAAAACUCAGCUCCACUGGUCAUCACUCCUGUCAGAUAA
Chanos chanos (milkfish) is the source of this 1542-nucleotide messenger RNA. Its product is annotated as zinc finger protein RFP-like. Lineage: Eukaryota; Metazoa; Chordata; Actinopteri; Gonorynchiformes; Chanidae. The transcript has 6 exons. Gene Ontology annotation, molecular function: zinc ion binding; protein binding. The record is from RefSeq and is a predicted model, not a curated record. Bases 10 to 1542 code for a protein of 510 amino acids.